This is a messenger RNA of Nyctereutes procyonoides (raccoon dog), 3120 nucleotides long. Its product is annotated as VPS35 endosomal protein-sorting factor-like. The record is from RefSeq and is a predicted model, not a curated record. Gene Ontology annotation, biological process: endocytic recycling. NCBI's taxonomy places the organism in Eukaryota, Metazoa, Chordata, Mammalia, Carnivora, Canidae. Gene Ontology annotation, cellular component: endosome.
ACCGGGAAGAUGGCCGUCUUUCCCUGGCAUUCCAGAAACAGGAACUACAAGGCUGAGUUUGCAUCAUGCUGCCUGGAGGCUGUGCCCUUGGAGUUUGGAGACUAUCACCCGCUGAAGCCUAUAACUGUCACAGAGUCAAAGACCAAGAAAGUGAGCCAGAAAGGCAGCACGUCUUCCACGUCCUCCUCCAGCUCUGUGGUGGACCCGCUGAGCAGCGUGCUGGAUGGGACUGACCCCCUCUCCAUGUUCGCAGCCACUGCUGAGCCCGCAGCCACGGACAGCUCUAGAAAGAGACGAGACAGAGAUGAGAACUCGGAUCAACUCGUAGGAUCAGACUUUGAGCCCUGGGCUAGCAAACGAGGAGAAAUCCUUGCCCGGUACACCACCACAGAAAAGCUCUCCAUCAAUCUGUUUAUGGGAUCUGAAAAAGGCAAAGCCGGGACUGCCACAUCCGCAAUGUCAGAGAAGGUUCACACCAGGCUGGAGGAGCUGGAUGACUUUGAGGAGGGAUCCCAAAAGGAGCUGUUGAAUUUGACUCAACAGGAUUAUGUGAACCUCAUAGAGGAGCUCAACCAGUCGCUGAAGGAUGCCUGGGCCUCGGACCAGAAAGUGAAAGCUCUAAAAAUAGUCAUCCAGUGUUCAAAGCUUCUUUUGGACACAAGCGUUAUUCAGUUCUACCCAAGCAAAUUUGUCCUUAUCACUGACAUACUCGAUACAUUUGGAAAGCUCGUGUAUGAGUGCAUCUUCUCCAUGUGUGUGGAUAACCGCAGCGUCUUACCAGAUCACUUCUCUCCAGAGAAUGUAAAUGACACAGCCAAAGAAACAUGCUUAAAUUGGUUUUUCAAGAUUGCUUCCAUCAGGGAACUCAUUCCAAGAUUUUACGUGGAAGCAUCUAUCCUGAAGUGUAACAAGUUCCUCUCUAAAACGGGGAUUUCAGAAUGUCUGCCCCGGUUGACUUGUAUGAUUCGCGGAAUCGGAGACCCACUGGUGUCAGUGUACACCAGGGCCUAUCUGUGCCGGGUGGGAAUGGAAGUGGCUCCACAUCUCAAAGAAAGCCUGAAUAAGAACUUUUUUGAUUUCCUCCUCACAUUCAAACAGAUUCAUGGGGAUACAGUCCAGAACCAGCUGGUGGUCCAGGGAGUGGGGCUUCCAUCCUACCUGCCCUUGUACUCGCCUGCUAUGGACUGGAUCUUCCAGUGCAUUUCCUACCAUGCCCCGGAGGCUCUGCUGACUGAGAUGAUGGAGAGAUGCAAGAAACUAGGAAACAAUGCCUUGCUGUUGAAUUCUGUGAUGUCAGCUUUCCGGGCCGAGUUCAUCGCCACAAGGUCCAUGGAUUUCAUUGGCAUGAUUAAAGAGUGUGAUGAGUUGGGUUUCCCCAAGCAUCUUCUUUUUCGCUCAUUGGGGUUAAACUUAGCCUUGGCUGACCCUCCUGAGGGUGAUCAACUCCAGAUUCUCAAUGAAGCUUGGAAAGUCAUCACUAAAUUGAAGAAUCCACAGGACUACAUUAACUGUGCUGAAGUGUGGGUGGAGUACACCUGCAAGCAUUUCACGAAACGAGAGGUGAAUACCGUUCUGGCUGAUGUCAUCAAGCACAUGACUCCAGAUCGUGCUUUUGAAGACUCCUACCCUCAGCUUCAGUCAAUAAUUAAGAAAGUGAUCGCGCACUUCCAUGAUUUCUCCGUUCUUUUCUCGGUGGAAAAAUUUUUGCCAUUUCUGGACAUGUUCCAAAAAGAGAGUGUGCGGGUGGAGGUUUGCAAAUGCAUCAUGGAAGUUUUUAUCAAGCAUCAGCAAGAGCCUACAAAGGAUCCUGUCAUUCUGAAUGCCCUUUUGCACGUCUGCAAGACCAUGCAUGACUCUGUGAAUGCACUCACUCUUGAGGAUGAGAAAAGAUUGCUGGCAUAUUUGAUUAAUGGAUUUAUAAAAAUGGUUUCCUUUGGCCGUGACUUUGAACAACAGCUAAGUUUUUAUGUUGAGGCUAGGUCAAUGUUUUGCAACCUGGAACCUGUUCUUGUGCAAUUGAUUCACAGUGUAAACCGAUUGGCAAUGGAAACAAGAAAAGUAAUGAAAGGAAAUCAUUCCAGAAAGACGGCUGCCUUUGUCCGGGCCUGUGUUGCCUACUGCUUCAUCACCAUCCCCUCCCUGGUGAGCAUUAUCACACGACUCAACCUCUACCUGCAUUCUGGUCAGGUUGUCUUGGCCAACCAGUGCCUCUCCCAAGCUGAUGCCUUUUUCAAAGCCGCUAUUAGCCUCAUUCCAGAAGUUCCAAAGAUGAUUAAUAUUGAUGGAAAGAUGCGACCAUCGGAAUCAUUCCUUCUGGAAUUCCUCUGCAAUUUCUUUUCUACUUUAUUAAUAGUUCCGGAUCAUCCUGAGCAUGGAGUCUUGUUUCUUGUUCGUGAGCUUCUUAACGUGAUCCAGGACUACACCUGGGAGGACAAUGGUGACAAUAAAAUCCGCAUCUACACCUGCGUCCUGCACCUCCUAUCCGCCAUGAGCCAGGAGACCUAUCUCUACCACAUAGACAAAGUUGACUCCAAUGACAGCCUCUACGGGGGAGACUCCAAGUUCCUGGCUGAAAACAACAAGCUGUGUGAGAGGGUGAUGGCUCAGAUCCUGGAGCAUCUGAAAAUCUUGGCCAAGGAUGAGGCUCUCAAGCGCCAGAGCUCACUGGGCCUUUCCUUCUUUAAUAGCAUCUUGGCCCACGGGGACCUGCGCAACAACAGACUCAACCAGCUCUCCGUCAACCUGUGGCACCUGGCACAGAGGCAUGGCUGUGCAGAUACCAGGACCAUGGUGAAAACUCUGGAAUACAUCAAGAAGCGAAGCAAACAACCAGAUAUGGGUCAUCUGACUGAGCUGGCCCUCAGGCUUCCUCUGCAAACAAGGACCUGACUGGUGCUUUGAAGCCAAUUCCAGAAAGACCUGCCUUGCUUUUUUUGUUUUAUUUUUACAUACACAAAUUGGUUUAAGCUUUGGCCUCUACCCAAAUUUUUGCGACAGUGGAGGAGGAAUUGUCAGAGCGUUAAAAUCCAAUCUUGUUCCUAAGAGUAGCAGUGUCUGUGCACAAGUGGCCUUCAGACUGGCCUUUAUUGAGAAACAAAAAUCCAAGUAACAUCUGUCAAA